UUUUUGUCAUAAUAAAAUAUUUGAGUCACUUUUAUUCACAAUGUACAAAUGUACAAACUAGUCUUUAGUUCUCUCUUUCUUAUUUUUGAUUAAUAACCAACUUUAUCUGCAUACACAUGGAUAUUUUAGGAUUUAUAAAUUAAAGUCGGUCUGGCUGGAAAAUGAGGUCACAAUUUGCAUAAAAAGGUCAUUGGCUCCAGAAAGAAACAUUGCGAUCUUCCCAAAUGACGACACAGUCACAAUUUUGUCGGAUUGAGGAAGACUGAGCCCGCAUCGGAGCAAGAUGUUGUCGAGAUCGUCCUCCCAGGUGGAGGAUCGCUACCGCAUGCUGAGCGGCCACUGCCCCGACGCCCAAUGCCAGACCAAGCUCUACUUCCCCUCCUACGACUCAAGCAUCGAGUGCACGGGCUGCGGCCAGCGGCACGAGCGCGGCACCUUGAGCAACGUGCAGGAGGUGACGGAUCCCGAGGUGAUGCUCCACAACAUGGUCCGGAACCUGCUGGUGGGCAGCGCGGUGCCUAAACAGACGGCCGACUCAGUCAAGGUCCUGGGCCUGUCCAACUACCACUGUAAGCUACUCAGCCCGCUGCUUACCCACUACGGCAUGGACAAGCAGGGCCGGGCCCGCCCGCUCCCGGAGUUGAACCAGGGCAGCGAAGUCUUCGACUGCAGCCUGCUGGGCGGGCGGGCUUUCCUACUGCAGCCCGAGCACAUCGGCAUCAUGGGUUACGGUCGGGACCAGACGGGCAGCGCCAAGUACCUGCGGGACACCUUGGAGUUCAUCAACCAGCUCAACGGGAACCAGGAGGUACUGGUGCCCAUCCACGCCGACGGAGACGGCCACUGCCUCGUCCACGGCAUCUCCCGCGCCUUGGUCGGUCGGGAGCUCUUCUGGCACGCCCUGCGCACAAACCUGAAGGCUCACUUCUUGGCUAACCUUGCCCAGUACAAGAACCACUUCAAGGAUUUCUUGACGGACAGCAGCGAGUGGACCCAGAUCAUCGCGGAGAGUGACCCUGACUACAUGCCCACGGAGACCGAACUCUUCGGCUUGCAGAACAUCCACAUCUUCGGCCUGGCCAAUGUUCUGCAUCGACCCAUCAUUCUUCUGGACUCCCUCAAAGGACUCCAGAGUUCCGGAGACUAUUCUGGAGUAUUCUUACCCGUGUUUGUCCCCCGCAAGGACUGCUGUGGGAAAGAUGGUACGCUCAACAAGCCAUUGUGUAUUGCAUGGAGCAGCUCUGGACGCAACCAUUUUAUCGCCCUUGUAGGGGUGAAAGGUCGGCCGUUGCCCCGCCUACCCAGGGGGAUGCUGACCAAGGCAUGGGGUGCCCCUCAUGAGCUGAUCGACACCUACAUACAAUUUGACCAGGACGACAUGUGUACUGUGGGUGGAGACCGUUCACUCUUGGACAAAUACGUACAGAGGCUCGCAGCCGCAAUGGAGGAGGUGUUUGUGGAGAAAUAUCGUCUCCACCCAACGGUGGUCGCGGACGUACAUCACUACAUCUAUAAACGCACUGGUGUGGUGGGCGUUAACCAGAACAUCAUCAUUGAGAACACGCGCCACGCCGUGGAGAACAAGCAGCUGUUCCGCUGCCUGCUCUGCAGUGCGGUCUCGCAGAUCGAGAAGACUAGCGUGCCGCAGGGCUGGCUGUGGCGCGGCGGGGAGCUGUACGAGUUGGCCAGGAAGCUUCACGGACGACUGAUGGAGGGCAAGGUCUAUGCCUUCCCACUACACGAACUGAAUUGCACCUACGACGCUGCAAAGGAUGAACUGGUUCCGGACCAAUCCACCAUGAGACCCUCCCAGUGUGCGUGGUGUCAGGGGAAGCAGUUGCGUCAGAUUCAAGCGGACGGGAGCGUGAUUUACUUCAACGGUGACCGCACCACGACCCCGGCGCCCAAGACCAAAUGCAACUGCGGCUUCAAGCACUACUGGAACGGUGUCGAAUACGACAACAACCCAUCUAUAUUCACGGUUCCCUUGAAGUGGAAAGGCCAGACCUACACGGAGGACGUGCUUUGGUUCCAGGACGAAUCGGACCUGUCCCUGAACAGCAACGCCUACGACAUCGCCUCGGCCCUGGUCCAGAAGCACUUCCCUGGGGAGUUUGGCAGCGAGAAGCUGGUCCAGCAGGUCGUGGAGACCAUCCUCCUAAACACUGCUGGACAGCAGGAAGAGUACCAGCCAAUCAGCUUGAAAGACAUGCCCAGCACGAGCACUUCCGACCAAUCAGCUGCCGGCUCUUCCCCCAAGGAAAGGGGAGACACUCCUGAACUCAAGCGGGGCUCGAAAACAGAACCCGGGGGACACACUCCCAAGCACCGACCUAAAGAUAACAGUGACCGCACAGGCAGAUCUGGAUCACCCAGCAGUGGCCGUAGUUCUCCUAGGGUGGGCUCCCCCCUUGAGAAGAAAGGAAGCAUGUUGGACGAUUCGCCGUCCAAGAUUAUUCUUACUGGACAUGCAGCUAAGACGCUCCAUAAAGAGGAGCUGACGAUGAGCGAAGCCGAACGCAACCUUCGCAAACGCAUCCAAGACAAGGCUCCCAUCACGCAAAAGCACCAUCAAACAUCUGAGGUAUCAUCCACCAACACGUCGCCGGGAGGAUCUGCCUCACAAACGGGAGACGGAGCCAAAGAGGAGGUGGGCCAAACGGAAGAUGUCGCCAUGGAGACUGUCAUCAAGGAUACGGUCGUCCAGGCGACCAAGGAGGCGCCCAAGCAGAAGAGGAUCCGAUUGACGUCUUCAGGUGGAAAACAGGCUACACUGGUUCUCGACCCCGGCACGACGUUCGCCGAGCUCCAGGCCAAGAUCGAGGCCGAGCUUCAAAUCAAGGCGGCCGAGCAAAAGAUCCGUUACGGCUUCCCGCCGAAAGAGCUGACGGCACCCGAGGGGGACCAGGAGAACCAACCGGUGCCCUUGCAGAACGGAGAUAGGGUGACCGUAGAAGUGAUUUCAAAGGUGCAACCCAUGGAAGUCGGACUGUCCGGACCCAGCCAACACUCGCUGAGCACCGCGCCGGGAUCUUCCACUUUUCCGGAGGGGGGAAACCGAUUCCUGAACAGGGAUGAGAUAAUGAGGGGCAUGGAGAGUCUACAGCAAGACACAGGUGACAACCUUGACCUGCGGCUCUACUCCCUGAACCUGAUGGCCACCCUGAUGAACUCUGACAUGUGGACCUACGUCCAGCAGAACGCUGCAUUAUUUGAGAGGGGUGGUCUCUUCUACGCCAUCGUUGAGAGGGACUUGGGAUUGGCCGACGGCAAACACUUCAUGUUGCCAUCGAUACCGAACAAGAAAUUCACGUACAACGCCAUGGAGGAUCGCAUUGAGAUCUGCCUUGAGCCCAUCGGCCAUUUCCCCAUCAGGCCCGGGGUGGACGAUUCCGACAGUCCCUCGACCAGCCGGCCCGCAAACGUUGUCGACACGGAGGAAUCGGACAGGUCCGAGUUCAUCACCGGACUCCGGAGCAAACUGAAGGCUGGCGGCAGUGGGGUUGUAACCUCGGGCGGUAAACAGGUCGGAGGUUAUAGAGCGUUCUCAGGUCACGCCCACACCCUGGCGUCCGGAUCUGGGGGGCAGAGACUCGAUGGGGGGUCCAGACUCGAUGGGGGGUCCAGCGGGGGGUCCGGACAACAGGACGAAGGGUGGGAGACGCCACAGUGGGCGCAGUACCAGAGGGAGUUUAAGAAGCUGCUGGAACAGCGGGAAGAGCAAGUCUCAGGGGGUGGAGAGUCAUCAUCAGGGGCUGUUCCAAUGCCAGUGGGGUCAUCCGGAGAACAGUCGUGGGGCCUGGGACUAGAGCCCAUGCAAUCAAAUCUGAGUGUGACAGGGGACCAGACUUGUAAACCAACAAAUCAGGAAGGACUUGGAGACGAAAGAAUGGACUCUACCAUUGUGGAUUCCGGAGUGGGGAGCGGAGGGGCAACUAGUGUGUCGCGCAGCGCUGAAGACAGUGCAAGCGGCGAUCAAGUAAUGGAACAUUCCAAAAGCGAGUCGAAGGGGGGACUUGACACCACAGAGGGGGAGUGUGUGAUGAGCGUCAGCAAAGAUGCACCGGUGGAACAGCGCGCCCCUUCAUCCCCCCUCCCAAUGGAAGUGGACUCGGCCGCCAGUAACAUUGAGAACACAACCAUUGUCCAGUCGCACCAAGUAGAAGGUCAAGCGAGCACAGGCAGUGACGCAACGCCGUUUGACGCACAAGCACAACAUCGCGAGGAACAUAAACCACUGCGGGACAUGGACGACAAACCGGACGAUGUCUCACCGGUAUACGUGCCAAAGAGACUGGGACCAGGGUACACCGUCCUCGUUGAGCAGGCACCACCUGGGGCAUCAAGGUCAAGCGAAGGAAACGAAAAGAGCGAAAGGACAUAAUGAGAACUCUUGCAUAGUCUGAUCAAUUUUUUUUCUUUUAUUACCAAGAUAUUUAGAAGUAUAAGAAAUCUAUUAUGUAUCUUAUUACUAGAAUGCUAACUUUAUAACUUAAACAAGCAGCGGACUUCACGAAACGACGCAUGACUUAUGCCAUGCGUAGGACUUACGCAACAAAUUUAUUGUGCAUAAUUGUUGCCCAAGUCGCAAACUUUCGUGAAACUUUCGUGAAAUUGUCAUAACUGAAAUGACACUCUCUGCAUUACGUUUCUUCAUCGGUUUGCAAAGGGUGUCAGUUUAUCCGCGGAGUGUUUUGUACGGAGGGGGCGUGUCCAGGUGGCAAAAGUGGGCGGGGUCACAUGGUCGGUGAAUCGAAAAAUGAAUUGUCUACGUGUAUAUCUGAUAUUGAUGGUCUGUAUGUAUGGCAAGCAAUGUUUACAUAUUGUAUUGAACGAAAGCAAAUUUAAGGACGUUGUAUCAGUCUGAGAGAAAAUUUAAUCGGUCACUAAUUACACAGUAUACUAAAAAAAAAAAAAUGUGUAUUCAACAUUAAAUUCUGUGUACAUAAUUUUAUUGCAUUGAGUAAAAUUACCUCCGCGGCAAAACUGUGCAGAAACCAGCUAGAAAUGAUCACAUUGUUUGAAUAUAGAUAUUAAGCUGGUUAAUUUAUUUUAUUAUUUUUUUUCUUUGGAAAACUUUUCAAAUUUUUCGUUUAGUAAGGCCAAAAAAAAAGUAAGUCGGUCUCUGGUCA
Messenger RNA from Patiria miniata (bat star), 5132 nucleotides. It is a transcript of the gene vcpip1, whose product is annotated as deubiquitinating protein VCPIP1-like. NCBI's taxonomy places the organism in Eukaryota, Metazoa, Echinodermata, Asteroidea, Valvatida, Asterinidae. Gene Ontology annotation, molecular function: cysteine-type deubiquitinase activity. The record is from RefSeq and is a predicted model, not a curated record. Gene Ontology annotation, biological process: protein K11-linked deubiquitination; protein K48-linked deubiquitination; protein ubiquitination. The coding region runs from base 284 to 4384 and encodes 1366 amino acids. The transcript is spliced from 15 exons.